This is a messenger RNA of Acyrthosiphon pisum (pea aphid), 2665 nucleotides long. RefSeq lists its product as uncharacterized. The coding region runs from base 432 to 2537 and encodes 701 amino acids. The record is from RefSeq and is a predicted model, not a curated record. NCBI's taxonomy places the organism in Eukaryota, Metazoa, Arthropoda, Insecta, Hemiptera, Aphididae. The transcript is spliced from 5 exons.
AGCUGCUGUGCCUACAAUCGUAGAUUAAAGAAGUUACAUUUUAGCUUACAUUUUAUAUCGUUUAUAUUUUACUUAAUCGUAACAUUAUUAUUGUCGUUUGUGUGUGUAUUGCCAAUUGUGUUUAGUUUGUACCAAGAAAACACGUAGGUAAUUAUUAAUGUAUUCUAUUAGCUAUCACGUAUAACUUAAGAUUGCAUUUUUUAAGUUACUUCAUACCACGGGCCAAGAUAUCUUAGCCCGUGCUUUAUAUUCAGUACUCACAUACCUUAUACGAGAAGAAACGCUAUACAGUACAUACUAAAUACAAAUUUGUUGAUGUGCUCGGGAUUCUUAGUUCAUGGUUAAAAUAUCUAUAAUCACUCAGUCUACAAUAUUCUCCAAUAUACUGAAAUAAACUUGUGGUUGAUGAAAAUAUUUGGUUGAUUUUCAAUAUGGAUAAAAAUCUCGCCAAUAAUCAUGAAGAAAACCUUAAAAGAGGACAAGCAUUAUUGAAUCAUUUAGAAGAAAUGCAAUAUUCUUAUUUCAACGGACGUCCAGAAUGGAUACCCUUACAAAAGAAUGAUCUGAAAUUAUUUAUAGCACACAUAUAUUACGGCUAUCCAUAUCCUAGUAAUGCAAUUGUUGAAAACAAUUAUGAAUAUGAGAUAAAUUCUGAAGAAUUAUUUAAGUUAUAUAAAAAUGAAAUUAAAAAGAAAAUUUUAGAUAUAUAUGAAUUAAUAGAGGAAAAAUAUAUUAAUCCCAGUCUCUUUAGUAAUAUUGAAGUAGGUAUAACUAUGGUACACAGUAUUUGCAAAAACAAGUGCGAUAGCUGCCAAAAUUUUCCUAAAAAAGAUAUACACAAAUGGUUAUUACUCAGAUUAAAAGUGAUUAGCAAUAAAUUCAUUUUUAUUGAUUUUCAAAACAGCAGAACAUACACUGGCUGGGAUGAAUAUAUGGAAAAUAAUAAUCUUCCUGAAGGAUUUAUGUUCUAUCCUAAAUCAGGGUUUUAUGAUGCUUCAAAAACAUUGUAUCAAACUAUAACACCGGCUUCCAAAACAACUGAAACAGUUUUAAAAACAGCUGACUUAGUUUCAUUCAUAUCAAAUGUGGUUGGCGGUAUAAUAUUUGCCUGUGGUUCUAUAUUUCUUUUAGGAACACCUAUUGGUAUUGGAUUAGUAGUAGCGGGGUCUGCAUUAACAACAGUUUCUUCUUCGUAUCAAUUUGGUAGACAUGUUCAGCAACUAAUUGACAUGUUUCACCAUGAUAUUAAUAAAUCCGACACAAAUUCCUGGAAAAGAUGGAUUGGUUUAGCGAUUUCCGCAAUUGGUGCUAUUAUGGCACCAUUUCAAGCAGUUGCUGCAAUAACAUCCGAGGUGAAUUCAACUAUUCAAUCAACUGGAAGGGCUCUUACUAUUUUACGAAAAACUGCUUGUGUUACUCAAUGUACAUUGGUAGUCUUCCACGCUGCUCUGGAUUUCAUAGAUAACAAUUUUAAAAUAACAUGGGAAAGUGUGAUAAAACUACGUUUAGAUGUGUUCAUUGUUACAGGAGUAUUAAUGGCUCCAAGUUACAUAACAGAUAUUUUAAAGCUAUUAGCCAAGCAAGCCGUGUGGGUGCCGAUUUACAAAACUAUUGAACAAAUUCCUUACUGUUUGGGUCAAUACGUCUGGAACUCCGUUUACUUUUUCAAAAAUCAUUUCACUAUGUUCGUGGAAAGUGUCACGAAGUUUCUUGCGGAAAACCUCACGUCGAGCAAUCUGUUGUUUGCGUGGAAAACUAUUCGCUGCAUGUUUGACGGCUACCAAAAACAAACUUCCAAUCUGGACGUCGGUGACCUGUUGUGGCACGUGGUGGAUGGCAUCGCUAUCAACGAAAGUGUGAAGUACGUGUUGCGCCGUCAGCACAUGGUGAAUCUGCUGGACAGUCUGCGCGUGUACGCGCCAAAGAAACGGAUCAGCCGUGCCCUGGUUAAGUAUUGCGUGGACCACGUCCUGGAGGAGGCGAAGAAGCUGUCGGCGCUACGCGAUGAUUGUGUGGCUGAAAUAGCCAGGCACGGCGAGACGCGUGCGUGGAAGGUGGACGAGGAGUUUUGCAAGUGUUACGGGCUCGGGAGGUGCGCCAUGGACCAGUACGCACUGUGGGCUAUAGGCCAGGUGAAUGCGGCCACCCUAAUGGCCGAGUAUGAGAAGCACAUGUCCCGCCCGGAAAACAUGUUCAACGACGAAAUGGUUUUCAACAAGCGCGACGACGCCGGUUGGUCGACCAAGGGUUACUCGUUUGUGGCUCCGUGCGGCGUCCUGGACUUGGAAAUGUGUUUGCGGUUUGCAGAAAAGAUCAAUCCGCAGCCGCAUCGGUACCUCAAUCACGAACUCGUGCAGCCCGAACCCGCUGUGUCCCUGAUGUUCGGGGUUUCCGCUUAUUCGGUCAAUAUCGUGUUCUUCGGCAUCGACCUGAUUAAUGGCGUGCCGAAGAUGAGCAUCUGCUUCUUCGAGGAAAAUCGUGAUCCUGGAUCCUCCGUCGCCAACCACAAAGGUUUUAAGAAGUUGCAAGCAGCUUAAUUACUUUUUAGGAGGACUCGCUCCGGGUCGGCGGCGUCAUCAUCGCUGCCACAUUUUUUAGAUCUGUCAAACUUAGCUGUGCCCUCACUCUCUUCUCUUGUCCAUUCAAUAGUCUUGUCGUUUUACUG